CCCUAAAGGAAAACCCCAGAUCACACGGAUACUAGUGGUGGAGGCUCGUUUGAGGCAGGAGCGUCAACCUAUUUUUACAGUCCGCAGGGAUCAUCUGCAAGAUUUAGCAGCGGGACGAUUUUUUGGUUGAUGGUUGGUGACCAGAACAUAAUUUGUAGACUGCAAAUUGACUGCAAGAAGCCCAAGCAGAUAUCAUAUUUGACAACAAAAAAAUAGAAUCAUUUCAAACCUUGCUUACAUUUAUUUGAGAUCAAGUCUCUCUUUAUUAUGUGUGGUAAUUUGGGAACAGAAUUCCAAAAUUAAAAUCACUUGAAGCUGAUUUCCUGGUGUUUAUAAUAUUGUAUGUCCAACAAUUAGAACAAAUAAUAUUAGUAUAACAUUUGUAACAGAAAUAAUAUAAUAUAAAUCGGGCCGCGGGCCGCUAUUUGGGGAACCUUGACUAGUAGAAGGCAAGUGAUGGAGAGAAGGCCAGCCUCAGUUGGACCGAUUGCGUUAGCUACCCACUCUGAGCCCAUAUGUAUGUGUAUUGAUUCAUUUGCAGACGUAAAACUUUAAGUCCGUUAUAUUCUUACUGACAGAAACAGUGUGGGUUCGCGUUAGCUAAUUCAUUAUCGUGAUGGAUGCGCGAAUAUCAGGCGGGACUGGCGUUGGUACAGUCGCUAACGUUAGAUCAAAUUUGCCUAACGUUAGAUCUAAUUUGCAAGGACCCAGUUCAGGUAAUGGGAGAAGGAUGACGUCCAAAAAAACGCGUUCAAAAAAAGGGAAGAGAAGAAAGAGACGGAGGAAUAAAAAGACAAAGACCAACAAAACCCCACCGUAUUUACCACCGGAGGCUGAAGAGGGAAACAUUGAAUAUAAGCUGAAGCUGGUGAACCCCACACAAUACCGCUUUGAGCACCUGGCCACCCAGUUAAAAUGGCGUCUUCAAGAGGGACGGGGCGAGGCGGUGUAUCAGAUUGGGGUGGAAGACAAUGGCCUGCUUGUCGGACUGUCAGAGGGAGACAUGAGAGCCUCGCUGAAGACCCUACGGAGGAUGGCAGAGAAGGUUGGUGCUGACAUCACACUUCUACGAGAAAGAGAGGUGGAUUACGACUCGGACAGAAACUGCCGGAAAAUCGCAGAGGUUCUUGUCCGAAAAGUUCCAGACGACCAACAGUUCUUGGACCUGCGUGUGGCGGUACUGGGAAACGUGGACUCAGGGAAGUCCACACUGUUGGGCGUGCUGACGCAAGGCGAGCUGGACAACGGGCGAGGCCGGGCACGCCUCAACCUCUUCAGGCACCUUCAUGAGAUCCAAACGGGCAGGACAUCAAGCAUCAGCUUUGAGAUUUUGGGCUUCAAUAGCAAAGGGGAGGUGGUGAACUAUAGUGACUCCCGUACAGCCGAGGAGAUUUGUGAGAGCUCUUCUAAGAUGAUCACCUUCAUUGACCUGGCCGGCCACCACAAGUACCUGAAAACCACCAUCUUUGGCCUCACCAGCUACUGCCCAGACUUCGCCAUGCUGGUGGUCAGCGCCAACACAGGCAUAGCUGGCACCACCCGGGAGCACCUGGGCCUGGCCAUGGCACUAAAGGUACCCAUCUUUAUCGUGGUCAGCAAGGUGGACCUGUGCGCCAAGGGCACAGUGGAGCGCACAGUACGCCAGCUGGAGCAUGUCCUCAAGCUGCCUGGCUGUAACAAAGUGCCGAUGGUGGUGGCCAGCCCGGAUGACGCCGUCACAGCCGCCCAGCAGUUCGCUCAAUCCUCCAGCAUCACACCCAUCUUCACCCUGUCCAGCGUGUCUGGAGAGAGUCUGGACCUGCUUAAGGUCUUCUUCAACAUCCUGCCUCCUCUCAGCAACAGCAAGGAGCAAGAGGAGCUCAUGCAGCAACUCACUGAGUUCCAGGUAGAUGAGAUAUAUACCGUGCCAGAUGUGGGGACAGUGGUGGGAGGAACUCUCUACAGUGGGGUGUGUCGCGAGGGGGAGAGGCUGGUGGUUGGCCCGACGGACGAGGGCCGUUUCCUGAGGCUGAAGGUGGGCAGCAUCCAUAGGAACCGCUCGGCCUGCAGGGUGCUGAGAGCCGGCCAAGCCGCCACACUGGCCCUCGGCAACUUUGACCGCUCGCUGCUCCGCAAGGGUAUGGUGAUGGUCAGCCCGAAGAUGAACCCCACCAUCUGCUGGCAGUUUGAGGCGGCCAUCGUCCUUCUCUUCCACGCCAAAACAUUCCGUCGGGGCUUCCAAGUGACCGUGCACGUGGGGAACGUAAGACAGACGGCCACCGUGGAGUGCCUGCAUGGAAAGGAGGAGCUGCGCACAGGAGAGAGGGCCGUGGUCUGCUUCCGCUUCAUCAAACACCCAGAGUACCUCCGCAUGGGCGCCAAGCUGCUCUUCAGGGAGGGCGUGACCAAGGGCAUCGGCCACGUCACCAGCCUCCUGCCCGACUCGCAUGACCAAAACCAGAUCCACGACCAGAACCAGAGGGAGAUAGAGAAAUAGAGGAGGAGGAGAAAGGAGGGAAGGAGAGGAAAUUACUAACUCUCCUGAACAUGCGCCCCCCCCCCCCCCCCCUGGACGAUGUGGAACAUACUCAGCAUACCCAUCCUUUGGAGGUUUAAAGGGAUAGUCGACUUACCUAAGGCAGGGUUUCCCAAACUCGGUCCUGCCCCCCCGCCCGGGUGCACGCAAAGGUUUUUGCCCUAGCAAUACACAGCUGAUUCAAUUAAACAACUCAUCAUCAAGCUUUGGUUAUUUGAAUCAGCUGUGUGGUGUUAGAGCAAAAAACAAAGCGUACACCGGUGGGGGGAGUUUGGGAAACCCUGACCUAAGGUGUUGUCGUUUUUAAGUUUGUUAUUUAGCAAUGUGCAGAAUGGCUAGCAUUUUUGGAGCAUGUAGCGAUGCUAGUGUAAAUAGGUUGUAUCAGUUAGCAUUGCUUUCAAAAGCAUGUGGAAAGCAGGGAAGUCGACCAGUGGUGAUCCUGUCUGCAAAAGGAAGAGCUCUUCUACCAUGCUUUUGAAUGCAAGUUUCCUUCCAUACUUUUUCUAAAAUAUUGUGGUUUACUCUCUGCACUUCAUUCGUCUUGAUUAGUAUUAAGGAAAAGUAGACUACGUGCUGCCCAUUUUGGCGACGCAAAUAAGUGGCGACCGUAAAUGCUGCCAUGCUAAUUUUCUAAAUGUUAAAUUCAACUAAGUCUGUGUAGGGCAGCAAUAAUGUGUGAGGGUUGAGAAUGAGCAGAGUCGAGAUGCUUGGCGUAGUCAAGUGAAUGUUGCAUUGCAAACCCGUUCUGAAAGAAAUGUAGGGGCAAGUAUCAAGUGAUGUUUUCCAUAGUAGAGACGCCGCUUUUGUUACCCUGUUAUGUCAACCCAUUGAACCCAAUGCUGUCUAUGUCAUAGCUUCAGGCUUGUCUGUGUACAAGGCAGCUUUGUGCAGCUAGAUACCCAUGUGGAGUCUGCAUGCUUAAUAGGGACUUGUGAAAAUCUAAAUAUCAGACUAAAUGGACUCCUAAAUGACAAAUAUUUAUUGAACUCUAGACUUUAUCUCUCACCCUUUACGAGGUUGUGUGCAAUUAUAACUAAAGCAUUGAAUGUAAUGUACAUCCACUUCUAAAUACCAUUUUGAAGCACAAACAUUUUUGUGAGAGUUGUCGAUUUUGCACUUUGUAUUUUUGGAAUAGCUUCUGCAUGUUUGAGUCCGCCAGAGGUUCCCGGACUACGUCCCGUAGAGCUGUAAGGUGCUCUGUAGUGAAACACGGGAUUCAAUUUAUCAUGGUGUUGAUGCAUAGAGGUCUCGGUGACCACUGCUAUAUGCUGCUUAUUCAAGUAUCAGCUGAUCUUUACAUGUUUGCGGUCAUAAGAAAUAUACAGAAAGCAUGCAGAGCGCUUUUCUUUUAGAUGAUAUAAUAAAUAUAAUAUUACAGGUAUUAGCUUCUUUGGUUGAGACACGUGGCAAGUUUGCAGUAUGUGUAUGCAUUGCAUCAAGGUUGUGUAAAUACUAUUAAAACAUGUUUUAUCGUGACACCUUCCCCCAUAAAAAACAUCAAAAGACAA
This is a messenger RNA of Oncorhynchus kisutch (coho salmon), 4023 nucleotides long. It is a transcript of the gene gtpbp2b, whose product is annotated as GTP binding protein 2b. Gene Ontology annotation, molecular function: GTP binding; GTPase activity; translation elongation factor activity. The transcript is spliced from 12 exons. Bases 617 to 2476 code for a protein of 619 amino acids. The record is from RefSeq and is a predicted model, not a curated record. NCBI's taxonomy places the organism in Eukaryota, Metazoa, Chordata, Actinopteri, Salmoniformes, Salmonidae. Gene Ontology annotation, biological process: translational elongation.